Penicillium taxi is the source of this 1200-nucleotide messenger RNA. RefSeq names its product putative proline racemase. The record is from RefSeq and is a predicted model, not a curated record. The transcript has a single exon. NCBI's taxonomy places the organism in Eukaryota, Fungi, Ascomycota, Eurotiomycetes, Eurotiales, Aspergillaceae. The coding region runs from base 1 to 1200 and encodes 399 amino acids. Gene Ontology annotation, molecular function: hydro-lyase activity.
AUGUCUAUCUUACCUCCCUUUCAAGCUCAGGAUAUCCAGAUUCAGCCCAUAUCCUGCGUGGAGAUGCACACAGCCGGCGAACCGACCAGGAUUAUCUGGUCUGGCUUCCCAGACCUAACUGGAACAUUAGUCAAACAACGAGACCAAGCAAAGGCAAAGCACGACCAGUUUCGUCGCCUGCUAUUGCUAGAACCCCGCGGUCACUACGACAUGUACGGUGCCAUUCUCCGCCCCAAGACAGAACUCGUAAAUGCUGGCAAAGCAGAUAUGGGCGUUUUGUUCUUGACAAAUGCGGGUUUCUCGAUGAUGUGCGGGCAUGCGACUAUUGCUAUGGGCCGGUUCCUCGUCGAUACAGACGACGAAAGUAUCUUUUCACGUCGGCGCCAGCUGGAAUAUGAUACCGAUUCUGGCACAACUCGUCUCAAUUUACAUGUGCCAUGUGGGAUUGUCGAGGUGACUGUUCCCACCCUUCCGACGGGCAAGUCUGAUCCAUCUCGACCUGUCACGUUUGUCUCUGUCCCGUCAUUUGCAACGGCUCUCUCUUUAGAAGUUCCACUGCCGGAAACACACCGGUGGCCAGAACUUCAAGGUCGAGCCUCUGUUACGGCUGAUUUCUCGUAUGGUGGGACUUACUAUUGUUUAAUUAGCACUGAGGAGCUAGGAUUCCCCAAAGGUUUGGGCGAGGUCGAGCUACAGAAGAUGGAUAACGCAACAAGGCUAUUGAAAGAUGCCGUGAUAAAAAACGCGGCAUUGGAGUACGUCUUUCGGCAUCCUGAAACUGGAGAUUUGGGCUUCUUGUAUAGUGUCAUGAUCACAGAUAGUCGUCUUGGCCAUGUUGCUACGGCAGUAGAUACUCCAUCAUUCAGAGCACAGCGGGAGUCUAAACUUGAGGAGACAGGCCUCUGUUUCUUUGCAAACCAGCAGGUCGACCGAUCUCCAACUGGAGGGUGUGUUGCUGCGCGGAUAGCUCUUGCGCACGCAAAAGGUGCUUUGAAUUUAGGUGAAAAAAGGCUUUAUAAUUCGUUGAUUACUCGCCGUUAUCCGGCUCUUUCAGGCUUCUUGGGGUCUGUGUUUGAUACUGCUGAAGAUAAGCGGUCGGUAAGAGUCCAGGUGGAGGGCUAUGCAUUUUACACAGGAUACCAUUCUUUUGUCGUUGAAAAGGAGGACGGUCUUGGGGUGGAUGGGUUCUUGCUGAAGUGA